This is a messenger RNA of Benincasa hispida (wax gourd), 2408 nucleotides long. RefSeq names its product Protein phosphatase 2A regulatory B subunit family protein. Gene Ontology annotation, cellular component: protein phosphatase type 2A complex. Gene Ontology annotation, molecular function: protein phosphatase regulator activity. Gene Ontology annotation, biological process: signal transduction. Lineage: Eukaryota; Viridiplantae; Streptophyta; Magnoliopsida; Cucurbitales; Cucurbitaceae. The record is from RefSeq and is a predicted model, not a curated record.
AUAAAUUAAUUUUUUUCUGUUUUUAGCUUUUCAUUCCUUUCUUUAAUUAUCUUCCACUUCCGCCGUUCGAAAUCUCUCUCUCUCUCUUCCUGGCUCUCUGGGGCUCUGUUCUCUGAUCGGAUUGAUCGCCGGAAUCAUAUCGCUCGAUCAUCCCGCCGGCAUUCCGGCGAUUCGACUCGGAUGACUCGAUACUUGGAUCCAUUGACGACCAAGUUUGAGAGAGAUUGUAUUGCGACAGGGUAACGUUUUAUUGUUUUGUUUUCUUGUUUGAUUCCGUUUCCCCGUCUCUCAAUCCCUAAUUCCAGAUCCAUGCUUGCUCUUAUAGAUUUCUGAAACUUUGAAAUAAUUGGUGGGAGAAGGAUUUCAUACCUCUUUUUUAAUCAUGACCUAGGGCAAUUAAUUCGUGCAUGUUGAUCCAUCAUUUCUUGGAAUCGAUACCCUAUCAAGAAGUGGUUCAUGUUUCGCUUUUAAUUCCCGCUCCUUGAACCUACCGAAUUUACGGAUUAGGGUUUGUUGUUUUGAGGAGACAUGUUUAAGAAAAUUAUGAAGGGAGGGCAUCGUAAGCCCUCCAAGUCCGACGCCAAUGAUCCUUCACUUUAUGGGUUUGGACCGCCCGGGAAUCGGAAUUCAGGGUCUGUUUCGACUACGAACGUGGUGGUGAAUCAUGCUUCUCGCCCUGGACCUGCCGCAUCGGGCCCCAAUUCAAACUGGGCUCCGGGGGUGGUGACGUUGGCGCCUCCUACCGGCACUGUGGAACCUCUCCCGUUGUUCCGUGAUGUACCGGUUUCAGAAAGGCAGAAUUUAUUCAUUAGAAAAUUGCAGAUAUGUUGCUAUCAGUUUGAUUUUUCGGACACUCUGAAGUCUGCCAGAGAGAAGGAAAUUAAGCGGCAGACGCUUCUGGAAUUGGUUGAUGUGAUUCAAUCGGGGUCGGGGAAAAUCACAGAAACUUGUCAAGAAGAAAUGAUUAGAAUGAUUUCGGUCAAUAUUUUUCGGUGCUUGCCUCCAGCUUCGCAUGAAAAUACCGGCCAAGAAAAUGCUGAUCCUGAAGAAGAAGAACCUUAUCUGGAACCUUCAUGGCCUCAUUUGCAGCUUGUAUAUGAACUGUUACUGAGAUAUGUUGUGUCAUCUGAUACUGAUACCAAAAUUGCCAAGAGGUACAUCGACCACUCAUUCGUGUUGAAACUUUUGGAUUUGUUUGACUCUGAGGAUCCUCGUGAGCGGGAGUAUUUGAAGACAAUCUUGCAUCGUAUAUAUGGAAAAUUCAUGGUCCAUCGGCCAUUUAUUCGGAAGGCUAUCAAUAACAUUUUUUAUCGAUUCAUUUACGAAACAGAAAGACACAGUGGUAUUGGCGAGCUUUUGGAAAUCCUUGGGAGUAUCAUCAAUGGGUUUGCAUUGCCGAUGAAAGAGGAGCAUAAAUUGUUUCUUGUUCGGGCUCUUGUUCCUUUGCACAAGCCUAAAUCAAUUGCAAUCUAUCACCAACAGCUAUCCUACUGCAUAACACAGUUUGUUGAAAAAGAUUACAAGCUAGCAGAUACUGUUAUAAGGGGUUUGUUGAAAUAUUGGCCCAUGACCAACUGUCAGAAAGAAGUUCUUUUCUUAGGAGAACUUGAAGAAGUACUAGAGGCUACACAAUCAGCAGAGUUCCAGCGCUGUAUGGUUCCUCUUUUUAGACAGAUUGCACGUUGCCUGAAUAGCUCUCAUUUUCAGGUUGCUGAAAGAGCUCUGUUUCUGUGGAACAAUGAACAUAUUGUUAGCUUGAUAGCCCAAAAUCGGGCAGUGAUAUUGCCAAUAAUUUUUCAAGCAUUGGAGAAGAAUAUCCAAAGUCAUUGGAACCAGGCGGUUCACGGGCUGACCGUGAAUGUUCGAAAGAUGUUCAUGGAAAUGGACGUGGAGUUGUUUGAAGAAUGUCAGAGGCAGUACACAGAGAAAGAGAUGAAAGCAAAAGAGGUGGAAGAGCAGAGAGAGUUAGCUUGGAAAAGACUGGCAGAUGUUGCAGCACAGAGAGGAGAUUACAUGGUAACAGUUUAAAGUUAUUCAUUUGAAAGGUUGGUUGGUUCAGCAUAAAAUGACUGAUAUAGAUGGUCUAGAUUUGACCCUCUCCAAAUUUUUUGGUAUUCUUUUUCAUUUUUUUUUCACUCCAUCUUUCUUUCUUUAUCUUUUUUUUUUUUCCUUUUUUUUUUCUUUUUUUUUUUUUUUUUUGGGAAUCCAAACCUCUGGGAAAGGUGAAGGUGAAGGUAUCAGAAGAAAGAAACCAGCAUCAGCAUCAGCAUCCAGAAGCAGUAAAUGUAAUUUAAAAUGUACGGAAUUUGUUAGUAGUUUUUGCUGCAGAUUUAAGAAUGAUUUGUGAAGUAUUAUGUGCUUUAUAAAUAUAUAUAAAUAUAUAUAUUUUUUUGCCCUUCUCACUUAAA